AUGCCACGGAAGGGAGGCAAAGCCGCGAAGCUGUGGUCGCUCCACCCAAACCUUCAUGCUGACGUGACACGGUUGUUAGACGAGGAAGGGCUUCAGCUAGAAUUCUUGGAUGUCGAUGAUGAAGAUAUCAACAUUGAGGAAAAGGACACGAACGUUAUGGGUCGAUUCAUAUAUCAAAAUCGCGGAUCGAUUACAAUUCGCAUGUACUCCCAAGAGCGAUAUAAUGCGCGAGUGUAUCAUCAGCGAUGCAGAAAUUGCCGAGCCGUGGGUCGACUGAUCCUAGAUUCUGAGUGCUAUGCGGAAAGAAGCAGAGGUCCGCAUGAUAGUGAGCUGUGUGAAGGGUGUAGAGUUGGCCAUUGCCCCAACUCGAAUGAAGAUUUAGCGUCGGUGCUGGCUAGGUAA
Molecule: messenger RNA, 402 nt
Organism: Aspergillus homomorphus CBS 101889
Lineage: Eukaryota; Fungi; Ascomycota; Eurotiomycetes; Eurotiales; Aspergillaceae
Product: 3CxxC-type zinc finger protein
Exons: 3
Coding region: 1-402 (133 amino acids)
Source: RefSeq, a predicted model, not a curated record